Parnassius apollo (apollo) is the source of this 885-nucleotide messenger RNA. The record is from the annotation of a GenBank genome assembly. NCBI's taxonomy places the organism in Eukaryota, Metazoa, Arthropoda, Insecta, Lepidoptera, Papilionidae.
AUGACAAAACCAAAUUUAAAAAAUACAGAUAAUGACCGUAAGAUGACACUACAAGUUACAUGUUCCAAAUGUAAGCGCAAGGUUGACCCAAAAAAUACAAUGUUAUGCUCGCUAUGCAGGAAUAACUUUGAAUUUGAUUGCGUCGGAUACUCUGAGAGACUAUACCGCUUAAAAGAUGCAGCAGCUAAAAGUAAAUGGAAGUGCAAAGACUGUAGCCAAAAAUCAAAAGGGACUUCGACACCUUACUCCUCUUUAUCCCACGUAACCACAAGGAAAUAUAAAAUAGCUAAGAAAUCCUACGAAAGCCCUUCUACUUCUAGUGCAAUUUUUAUGGCAACUGAGACGGAACCUUCAGACAUGGCACCUGCAAGUGUGUCAGUACAUCUGGACGAUUCACAAACAAUGCAGACAAGCAUUGCUCAACUGAAUGCCUCACCAAUAAAUCAAAUAGACGACUCACAAGCACUAACUUUAUCCCACGAUUCCAACGAACCUGACGACUCACAUGUGCUGACUACCUCCCACGAUCUGAGUGAGCUUGUGGUUUCCUUUCGUAAACCACUUUCAAAAAGUUUGGACCAAACUAUAACCGACUCUAUUGCAAUACAGGAAAUGAAGGACACAAUGAACCGACUCCGAACGGAAUAUAACAUACUACAGAAUGAAUUCGAUAACAUAACAUUAGAAAAUAACAAUCUCCGACAGAAAAUAAUCAAAUUGACAAAGGAAAAUAAGACGUUGACAGCCAUAUGCCAAUCUUCACAUAACGUUAGCCAAACAAGCCAGAGCUCCGAAAAACGAAAUAGACGAUCCAAACUACAGUCAGUAUUAUCUUCUUCUCUCACUUCUCACUCUCACACUGGGUUUUGUUUCUAUGGCAUAUAA